UGCCUGCAGCAGUCACUUUAAAUGAGGAGAUAUAUAUGGUGAAUACUACUUCCAUCACUGCAUCAUGGAGCAUGCCCUAUGGUAUAGUGGAUUACUAUGAAGUCUCCUGUUCCAAUGGAGUUGCUUCAACAGACAAGGUCUACGCCUCAGAAUACCUAAUAGCAUCUUGUACUGGCCUAAAUCCUGGAGGAAACUAUACCAUAUCAGUUACUUCAGUCAGCAGUGACAUACGCAGUGAGACAGACACCAUCAAAAUCACUUCAUAUCCAAACAGUGCAGUUCUGAGAUCUAGUGAAAUCACAACGAGACAGAUAACUGUACAGUGGGAUGAUCCGGAGGGAGAAGAAGAUUACUUCAUUGUAGACUGUGGUGCUGAUUGGAGCACUGAAUUCAUUCUCAACCAUGAUCAUGGAACAGACAACACUUUUGAAGCAACUUGUAAUGUAUCGAUGGCUGGAGCUCCCUAUGACAUUACUGUGACCAGUGUGAGUGGGGAUAAAGAGAGCUCUGUCACUCAGACCUUUACAGCAGCAACUCCAGACGAAGUAACCUUUGAGGACAGUUCAUCAAACACAACAUCAGUUACUGUUACCUGGAAUGUAUUAACUGGAGCUGAUUGGUUUAGAGUUGAAUGCUCUGAUGGCUACCCAUUCCCUGACUAUUAUCUUCCUGGUUCAGCUACUGAGGUGACUUGUAAUUGGGUUACACCAGGGCGCAAUCACUCAAUUAGUGUUAUCACACAGGAAAACAAUGGAGAGAGUCCAUCCAUGGUCGUGUACAUUGUUGCAGUGCCUGCAGCAGUCACUUUAAAUGAGGAGAUAUACAUGGUGAAUACUACCACCAUCACUGCAUCAUGGACCAUGGCCUAUGGUAUAGUGGAUUACUAUGAAGUCUCCUGUUCUAAUGGAGUUGCUUCAACAGACAAGGUCUACGCCUCAGAAUACCUAAUAGCAUCUUGCACUGGCCUAAUUCCUGGAGGAAACUAUACUAUAUCAGUUACUUCAGUCAGCAGUGACAUACGCAGUGAGACAGACACGGCCAUCACAAUCACUGCAUAUCCAAACAGUGCAGUUCUGAGAUCUAGUGAAAUCACAACGAGACAGAUAACUGUACAGUGGGAUGAUCCGGAGGGAGAAGAAGAUUACUUCAUUGUAGACUGUGGUGCUCAUUGGAGCACUGAAUUCAUUCUCAACCAUGAUCAAGGGACAGACAACACAUUUGAAGCAACUUGUAACAUAUCGAUAGCUGGAGCUUCCUAUGACGUUACUGUGACCAGCGUGAGUGGGGAUAAAGAGAGCCCUGUCACUAUGACCUUUACAGCUGCAACUCCAGACGUAGUAACCUUUGAGGACAGUUCAUCAAACACAACGUCAGUUACUGUCACCUGGAAUGUAUUAACUGGAGCUGAUUGGUUUAGAGUUGAAUGCUCUGAUGGCUACCCAUUCCCUGACUAUUAUCUUCCUGGUUCAGCUACUGCGGUGACUUGUAAUUGGGUUACAUCAGGGGGUAAUCACUCAAUUAGUGUUAUCACACGCGAAAACAAUGGAGAGAGUCCAGCCAUAGUCGUGUACAUUGUUGCAGUGCCUGCAGCAGUCACUUUAUAUGAGGAGAUAUAUAUAGUGAAUACUACUUCCAUCACUGCAUCAUGGACCAUGCCCAAUGAUAUAGUGGAUUACUAUGAAGUCUCCUGUUCCAAUGGAGUUGCUUCAACAGACAAGGUCUACGCCUCAGAAUACCUAAUAGCAUCUUGCACUGGCCUAAAUCCUGGAGGAAACUAUACUAUAUCAGUUACUUCAGUCAGCAGUGACAUACGCAGUGAGACAGACACCAUCACAAUCACUACAUAUCCAAAAAGUGCAGUUCUGAGAUCUAGUGAAAUCACAACGAGACAGAUAACUGUACAGUGGGAUGAUCCGGAGGGAGAAGAAGAUUACUUCAUCGUAGACUGUGGUGCUGAUUGGAGCACUGAAUUCAUUCUCAACCAUGAUCAAGGGACCGACAACACUUUUGAAGCAACUUGUAACGUAUCGAUGGCUGGAGCUCCCUAUGACAUUACUGUGACCAGCGUGAGUGGGGAUAAAGAGAGCCCUGUCACCGGGACCUUUACAGCAGCAACUCCAGACGUAGUAACCUUUGAGGACAGUUCAUCAAACACAACGUCAGUUACUGUCACCUGGAAUGUAUUAACUGGAGCUGAUGGGUUUAGAGUGGAUUGCUCUGAGGGUGUCCCAUCCCCUGACUAUUAUCUUCCUGGUUCAGCUACUGAGGGGACUUGUAUUUGGGUCACACCAGGGCGCAAUCACUCAAUUAGUGUUGUCACCCUGGAAAACAAUGGAGAGAGUACAGCUAUGGUCGUGUACAUUGUUGCAGUGCCUGCAGCAGUCACUUUAUAUGAGGAGAUAUAUAUGGUGAAUACUACUUCCAUCACUGCAUCAUGGACCAUGCCCAAUGGUAUAGUGGAUUACUAUGAAGUCUCCUGUUCCAAUGGAGUUGCUUCAACAGACAAGGUCUACGCCUCAGAAUACCUAAUAGCAUCUUGCACUGGCCUAAAUCCUGGAGGAAACUAUACUAUAUCAGUUACUUCAGUCAGCAGUGACAUACGCAGUGAGACAGACACCAUCACAAUCACUACAUAUCCAAAAAGUGCAGUUCUGAGAUCUAGUGAAAUCACAACGAGACAGAUAACUGUACAGUGGGAUGAUCCGGAGGGAGAAGAAGAUUACUUCAUCGUAGACUGUGGUGCUGAUUGGAGCACUGAAUUCAUUCUCAACCAUGAUCAAGGGACCGACAACACUUUUGAAGCAACUUGUAACGUAUCGAUGGCUGGAGCUCCCUAUGACAUUACUGUGACCAGCGUGAGUGGGGAUAAAGAGAGCCCUGUCACCGGGACCUUUACAGCAGCAACUCCAGACGUAGUAACCUUUGAGGACAGUUCAUCAAACACAACGUCAGUUACUGUCACCUGGAAUGUAUUAACUGGAGCUGAUGGGUUUAGAGUGGAUUGCUCUGAGGGUGUCCCAUCCCCUGACUAUUAUCUUCCUGGUUCAGCUACUGAGGGGACUUGUAUUUGGGUCACACCAGGGCGCAAUCACUCAAUUAGUGUUGUCACCCUGGAAAACAAUGGAGAGAGUCCAGCUAUGGUCGUGUACAUUGUUGCAGUGCCUGCAGCAGUCACUUUAAAUGAGGAGAUAUACAUGGUGAAUACUACCACCAUCACUGCAUCAUGGAGCAUGCCCUAUAGUAUAGUGGAUUACUAUGAAGUCUCCUGUUCCAAUGGAGUUGCUUCAACAGACAAGGUCUACGCCUCAGAAUACCUAAUAGCAUCUUGCACUGGCCUAAAUCCUGGAGGAAACUAUACUAUAUCAGUUACUUCAGUCAGCAGUGACAUAAGCAGUGAGACAGACACCAUCACAAUCACUACAUAUCCAAACAGUGCAGUUCUGAGAUCUAGUGAAAUCACAACGAGACAGAUAACUGUACAGUGGGAUGAUCCGGAGGGAGAAGAAGAUUACUUCAUUGUAGACUGUGGUGCUCAUUGGAGCACUGAAUUCAUUCUCAACCAUGAUCAUGGGACAGACAACACUUUUGAAGCAACUUGUAAUGUAUCGAUAGCUGGAGCUUUCUAUGACAUUACUGUGACCAGCGUGAGUGGGGAUAAAGAGAGCCCUGUCACUCAGACCUUUACAGCAGCAACUCCAGACGUAGUAACCUUUGAGGACAGUUCAUCAAACACAACGUCAGUUACUGUCACCUGGAAUGUAUUAACUGGAGCUGAUUGGUUUAGAGUGGACUGCUCUGAGGGCUACCCAUCCCCUGACUAUUAUCUUCCUGGUUCAGCCACUGAGGUGACUUGUAUUUGGGUCACACCAGGGCGCAAUCACUCAAUUAGUGUUGUCACCCUGGAAAACAAUGGAGAGAGUCCAGCCAUGGUCGUGUACAUUGUUGCAGUGCCUGAAGCAGUCACUUUAAAUGAGGAGAUAUAUAUGGUGAAUACUACCACCAUCACUGCAUCAUGGACCAUGCCUUAUGGUAUAGUGGAUUACUAUGAAGUCUCCUGUUCCAAUGGAGUUGCUUCAACAGACAAGGUCUACGCCUCAGAAUACCUAAUAGCAUAUUGUACUGGCCUAACUCCUGGAGGAAACUAUACUAUAUCAGUUACUUCAGUCAGCAGUGAUGAACGCAGUGAGACAGACACCAUCACAAUCACUGCAUUACCAGAGGCUGUUGAACUUUCCGAGGGUGAGUCUAACAUUACAGCCAUCUCAGCUACAUGGACAGUCCCUGACAGUGUGGUGGAUACCUUCAAGAUCACGUGCUCCGAUGGUACUGCCUCCCCAGCAUCUAUUCCUGUGCACAGUAGUCAUUGCGGGCAGCAGUUGACGGCUUACUGCGUAGGGUUAACCAAACCUAGAGAACAGUACGACCUCUCGGUGGUUGCUAUUAGCAACAACAAGCCGAGUGCAGUCAGCACCAUCACAGUCUUUGCACUGCCCCUUGGAGUGGACCUCGAGGAAGGACCUUCGACCCUGACAUCAGUUAACGCAUCCUGGAUGAGGCAGAACGACACGGUAGAGAGGUACAGGAUCGCGUGUAGCCGUGGAGACGCAUUCCCAUCCACCAUCGAAGACACCGAUCAAGAAUUGUUCUCAGCAGCCUGUGUGAACCUGCCAGGACCAGGGGAGACCUAUGGCAUGACUGUUUACAGUGAAGUGGGCACAGGCUCAUCCUCUUACAGCACCAGAGCUUCGAGUCUUAUCUACCUGGUUGCAGUGCCUGAGUCGGUUGAAAACAUCUCUGUCAGCCAAUACACCACAACUACUGUCGAUGUACAGUGGCAUCUCAAGCAGUGGUCGGGCUGCGUCUUCGACUAUUUUCUGUUGACCUUUGAACCCGACAGUCAGGAACCAAUCAGAGUAGAUUACAUGACUGGUGUUAAUGAGUAUUCUUCUCAGAUGUCAAAUUUAACAGAGGGGAGGCACUAUAACUUCACUGUGGUGUCGGUGAGUGGGGUUGGUGUUGAAGACGCGACGCCAAAGACUAGCGAGGGGAAGAGUGUGGAUCAGAGAACAGUUCCUGCAACUCCAUCUGAGUUGAGCAUCGUGCCUGGUCAGCGGGAACUAAACCUGGUAUGGGCGUAUGCAGGAGAUGCAGAUGACUUUACCAUCACAGUCACACCUGAUCAUGGCAUAGCUGUGUUCAAUGGAGACUUCACUGACCCGGCAGCAGAGGUCACGGAUCUGAUUCCAGGGACAACAUAUGACAUUGCCAUAAUAACCGUCAGUGGCGAUGAGAGGAGUGAACCUAUAACUCAAACUGCCAGGACUCGACCUUACAGUGAGUUUAAACAUUCUCUCCUUCUCGUUCUUCUUUCCUCAACUCCUUUCUAAAUCUAAAACUACAGGUACACCAUAAUGUAGAAACAGUUCUGCAAACUGACUGAGUGAUCGCACAUAGAAUUGUUCCAGAGAUAACUCUUUUCUUCUUUCCUCAACUCCUUUCUAAAUCUUAAACUACAGGUACACUAUAUUCAGAAACAGUUCUGCAAACUGAUCACAUGUAGAAUUGUUCCAGAGAAGCCUAUUUUCUUCUUUCCUCAAUUCCUUUCUAAAUCUAGAACUGCAUGUAAACUGUAUGGAGAAACAGUUCUGCAAACUGACUGAGUGAUCACAUGUAGAAUUGUUCCAGAGAUGUCUAUUUUCUUCUUUCGUCAAUUCCUUUCUAAAUCUAGAAAUGCAUGUAAACUAUAUGGAGAAACAGUUCUGCAAACUGACUGAGUGAUCACAUGUAGAAUUCUUUCAGAGAUACCUCUUUUCUUCUUUCCUCAACUCCUCUGUUAAAUAUAGAUCUACAACAGCAAGUACAUUGUACAUGUAUAUCAUAUGUAGAAACAGUUCUGCAACCUGACUGAGUGGAUAUGUUCCAGAGAUGCCUGCCCUCUUUAUUAAUGGCACCCACCAGGUCUGGAGUCUCCUUGGACAUCACAUAACUCCAGACCAUACAGUCAUGACUGUUAUCCUCCAUGGUGUUGCCAUAAGAUAAUGUUUUCUGCGAAUGAAAGGAUUACUUUUACAGUGUACAUUUACUUUGAUGCUGUACUUUUCCAAUUGCAUUUUAUUUUCUACCUUUAGAGUUUUUGGUUAUGGGUUCAGAUAUUUUUGUAUCCACACAUGAUACAUGUACUCACUUUCUUUUUUUAAAUUAAACUAUUUGCGGGAGAAUAGGCAAUCCUGAACGUGAAGUGCCACUGCAUCACUGCUCAUGGCUAGCAAUCACCGAUCAGAUUCACGUUCUCGCUGCGGUGGAGACAAGAAAUUCCUUUGAUUCUAUAUCAUAAUAAUUCUGUCAAAAAAAAAACAUAUGCACAUGAUUUGUAAAUGUCGUCGGAUCCUUGACAACCCACGGUAAAUGCUUUCAAUAGUUCUUUUACAUCUGACAAUUAAGUUUGAAUAACAGAGCCACGCCCGGUUCCGGAAAACUAUCCCCAUGAGACCUCGACAACCUGGUUUGCUGGCUGUGGUGCUUUUCAGAGGCUUUAUUCAGCCAUGACAACUUUCGACCUUCUCUGUCAUCAUCACAAGAGAAGGUGAGUUUUUAUAGUAGAGAUAGAUUGUGAGAUAUACUCGGACAUCAACUUCCUAAACAAACAAAAUUCCUAACUUCUAAUUACAAUCAUAUUGGAUUUGUCCUCAUUUAUGUUUCUCGAGAAUGUGACAUAUUAAAGCACACAUCUAAAGGUAUUCGACAAAGGCUCUUAUUCAACAAAUCCACAUUUCAUUCUUUAGUUACGAAAAGCACAAACUACAUCAAAUUUACAAGGGAUAUGAACAGGGCUCAAAUUAAUUUUUUUGUCCACAGGGGCUCUUCCCUCCCAAAAAAGAGCGCCUGUGAGCCUUCUCACGGGGGCUCUUUUAGUACUGAAGGGGGCUCUUUUUUUAAUAAAAAAUUCUGUUGAAUUGGUAUCCAUGGUACUCCUAAAUUAUUUGCUAUUUCAUCUUUUAAUUUAUGUCGAAUUUUUCAUAAUUUCAAAUAUAAGAAUGAUGGAACGUAACAAGAAACCUCUUAUAUGUUUAAAAGAAUGAUUUCAAUGAGAAACGCUGUUCAAGUGAAUCUGGAUAUAUGGUCUUUUUACACAGGUGGUGGCUAAAGCAGCUUUGACUGUACUUGUUUCCUAAGCAGUACGGAUCAAUGUGCAUACAUGUAAUGUCCAUAUUCUCAUGGUUGCACAAGGUUUCUUCGGUAAGCAUGACCUAGAUAAAUAUAUCUGCAAUCAACGAUUUGUUUUAAGUCCCUACCUGAUCUAAGCUCAAUCUGAAAACAAGUUCAUUGAGGACUACAUUGAAGUCAUCCCGAGCUACCACACCGAUGUUUGCGUAGUCGAUCUUGGAGAAACGUUUUGCAAAGCGGUAGAAGCGUGCCUUGACAAGUUGUCAGAGCUCCUGCUUGAUUUCAUCAAUGGUGGGUGAGGAGUGGUUGUUGUUCUGGGCGUCACUCUUCUGAACUGAUUCGAUCCAGUUCCUAGCAAGCUGGAAAGAAGAUGCGAUUCAUAAUCAUUACUUUAAAAGUGUACCAAUUGCUUAUUUUCUCAUGCAGAAUAAUUUUUAUGUUUUAAGUUAUACAGGCCUGAUAAUUACCUGAUUUAAAUCA
Molecule: messenger RNA, 7644 nt
Organism: Strongylocentrotus purpuratus (purple sea urchin)
Lineage: Eukaryota; Metazoa; Echinodermata; Echinoidea; Camarodonta; Strongylocentrotidae
Product: fibronectin-like
Exons: 20
Coding region: 36-5387 (1783 amino acids)
Molecular function (GO): protein binding
Source: RefSeq, a predicted model, not a curated record